AUAGCAAUAAUUAUUAGAUCAGAGAGAUGAGACACAGAUCUCUUCAAUCUUCCUUUUUGUAUAAUUUUUGUAAAUCUAGACUGUAAAAUACAGAAUUUGUAAUUUCAAAAUCAAGAAUUUGAUUCAGCUGAAAAAGAAGGGGGAAAAAAAAUGGCAACAAAGAAGAUUUCAGCAGCUUCAGCUAGGGCUCAUACUCGUAAAGCUAAGCAAAAAAGUUCUUUUCCUUUUCCUUCUGGGGCGUUUGCGAAAAUUCUUCUGGUUGUUUUGAUUGGGUUAUUAGCGUGGGGUUAUCAGGCAACACGACCACCUCCCCCUAAGACCUGUGGGUCCCCAGAUGGCCCUCCCGUCACUGCACCUAGAAUCAAACUUAGUGAUGGAAGACACUUGGCUUACAAGGAGAUUGGUGUAUCUAGAGAUAAUGCAAAAUAUAAGAUUGUGUAUAUCCAUGGGUACGAUGGUUGUAGGCAUGAUGUUCCAAUUAACAUCCUCUCUCAAGAUGUCAUUGAAAGUUUAGGAGUGUACAUUGUUUCCUUUGACAGACCUGGUUAUGGAGAAAGUGAUCCUAAUCCAAAACGAACAGUCAAGAGUUUAGCUUUUGAUAUACAGGAGCUUGCCGAUCAAUUAGGUCUAGGAUCCAAAUUCUAUGUUAUGGGAUUUUCAAUGGGGGGACAGGCUGUUUGGACCUGCCUCAGAUACAUUCCUCACAGGUUGGCAGGUGCUGCUCUUAUUGCACCAGUUGUCAACUAUUGGUGGCCUAGGUUACCUGUGAAUAUGUCCCAAGAAGCAUUCAACCUUCGACUUCCUCAAGACAAAUGGACUCUUCGUGUUGCUCAUUACCUUCCGUGGCUCACCUAUUGGUGGAACACUCAGAAGUUCUUUCCUUCAUGUAGUGCUGCAGGUCGCAACCCUGCAAUUUUCUCUUCGAAGGACCUAGAGCUAGUUUCCAAGCAAAGUUCGAGCCAAGACUAUCGUGCACAGGUAAGACAACAAGGAGAAUACGAAUCCCUUCACCGCGACUUAAUGAUUGGAUUCGGAACAUGGGAAUUCGAUCCAAUGGAUCUUGAGAGCCCGUUCCCUAAAAAUGAAGGUUCCGUUCACUUAUGGCAAGGCGAUGAGGAUAGGCUCUCGCCCGUCACACUACAAAGGUACAUUGCAGAGCAAUUACCAUGGAUCCAAUAUCAUGAAAUUCCAGGUGCUGGUCAUUUGGUUCCAAUGAUUGAUGGAAUUGGAGAGAAAAUCAUCAAGACUCUUUUAACCGCAUAAACUCACCAUUUUUAUAUCUACGUGCAAGGUUUCAUCUUGCACGUCGUGAUGUGUUUUAAGUUGCCUACAUAUCUCUGGUUUUAUCGAUUUCAUAUUUUGAUGUCAAAGUUUUGACUUUGAGAGAAAUAUUUUGUAUUAGAAAUUCUUUUGUGCUCCUUUUGUAAUCAAGGAUAGUGAUGUUUAAACA
Solanum verrucosum is the source of this 1450-nucleotide messenger RNA. RefSeq lists its product as uncharacterized. NCBI's taxonomy places the organism in Eukaryota, Viridiplantae, Streptophyta, Magnoliopsida, Solanales, Solanaceae. The record is from RefSeq and is a predicted model, not a curated record. The coding region runs from base 151 to 1263 and encodes 370 amino acids. The transcript has 5 exons.